Mugil cephalus (flathead mullet) is the source of this 2085-nucleotide messenger RNA. It is a transcript of the gene rbms1b, whose product is annotated as RNA-binding motif, single-stranded-interacting protein 1. The transcript is spliced from 13 exons. The coding region runs from base 257 to 1447 and encodes 396 amino acids. Lineage: Eukaryota; Metazoa; Chordata; Actinopteri; Mugiliformes; Mugilidae. The record is from RefSeq and is a predicted model, not a curated record. Gene Ontology annotation, cellular component: nucleus; cytosol; ribonucleoprotein complex. Gene Ontology annotation, molecular function: poly(U) RNA binding; poly(A) binding; mRNA 3'-UTR binding.
CAGAGUCAGUCAGAGACACGGGGCUGGGCCACAGAAGUUGGGACAAUUUACGGACGCUUCUGUAGCCGGAUAGUCGACGACAACAAGGAUAUGUACACAGCGAAUAUGCCCAGAGACUCUUUUUCUUGUCCUCUAGCGGAGUAAAGGCGAUUUCUGUGUCAGCAGAUUGUCUACUUGUGCGCGGAGUUUGACAUUUUUAGCUAAAAAAACAAAACAAAAACAAACAACAACUAACCCCCCCUCUUUCCUACUGAGGAUGAUUUUUGCUAAUACUGGAAACCCACUAAGGACACCGUAUCGCAAACAGCCACCUGUUGCCCCAUCGUCACACCCCAUGGCUCCACCCAGCCCGAGCACCAACAGCAGCACCAACAACAGCAGCAGCAGCAGUAGCACCGCUGGCUGGGACCAACUCAGUAAAACGAACCUCUACAUCCGAGGCCUGUCCCCUUCAACCACAGAUCAUGACCUGGUCAAGCUCUGUCAGCCGUAUGGCAAAAUCGUAUCGACGAAGGCCAUCCUGGACAAGGCCACAAACAAGUGUAAAGGAUAUGGCUUCGUGGACUUUGACAGCCCCGCUGCAGCUCAGAAAGCCGUGGUUGCCCUGAAGACCACUGGUGUCCAAGCUCAGAUGGCAAAGCAACAAGAACAAGACCCAACGAACUUAUACAUCUCCAACCUGCCUUUGUCGAUGGAUGAGCAGGAACUGGAGAACAUGCUGAAGCAUUUUGGCCAGGUCAUAUCAACGCGCAUCCUGAGGGACUCCAGUGGAGUCAGCAGAGGAGUGGGCUUCGCAAGGAUGGAGUCAAAGGAAAAAUGCGACGCAGUCAUUUCUCACUUCAAUGGAAAGUUUAUCAAGAUGCCCGCAGGGGUUUCAGGCCCGUCCGAACCAUUGCUGUGCAAGUUCGCCGACGGCGGCCAGAAAAAGAGGCAAAGUCAGAAUAAAUUCGGGCUCAACGGCCGGGCCUGGGCGAGGGACGGCGACUCCAGGCUGGCUGGAAUGACACUCACAUACGACCCCAGUACAGCUGCUAUUCAAAACGGAUUUUUUCCACCGCCGUACAGUAUCUCAAACAGGAUGAUGGCUCAGACGUCGAUGACCCCGUACAUGUCUCCAGUGUCAACAUAUCAGGUGCAGAACCCGUCCUGGAUGCCUCAUCAACCCUACAUCAUGCAGCACCCAGGUACGGUGAUAUCGCCCUCUAUGGACCCAUCCAUGUCACUGCAGCCCACUUCCAUGAUGGCACCUCUCACGCAGCAGAUGAGUCACCUCUCUCUGGGCAGCGCGGGAACGUUUAUGGCUGCCAACACGGCUAUGCAAGGAGCAUAUAUCCCACAGUACGCACACAUGCAGACAACGACAGUUCCCGUGGAGGAAAACGGUGCACAGUCACAAGUGGACUCAUCUGGCAAUCAUUCCCCCUAUUCCUACCAACAAACCAAGUAGUGCUGAGGUAACAUUUGGACAGCUAAAACAAUCUCAAUGUCUACGAACGCAGUGGACGCAAAGGAUCUCUCACUGUUUUGCGCAGGUGUUUUGCAAACGUUUAAAGUGGGACUAUUUUUGGUAUCAUUUUCAGAGCGUAUCUCUGAGUUCAUGAAAUGAUUCAAAUAUAUUUAAAAGGAAAAAAAAGUUUUAUUUUCAUACUAGAAAACGUUUAUUUUUUACUGGGGUUUGCCGCAGGAUAAGAGAAUGAAUCACGUGACCAGUUGUGCAAAAGUGCAUGAUAGUUGAUAUGUCUUGUUCUAAUUUUUUUUUUUUUUCCUGAAGACUUUUUUUUUAUUAUUUCUAUUUUAUUUUAUUUUUUUGAAAAGGACAUUUUCGCGCUUGUUGUGUGAGUGUUGCUAUGGUGAAGUGUGUUCGGUGUUGUUUUCUUGUAAAGUAGUUUUCUCUUAGAACUUUAACCUUUGACCUUGCUGUCUGAGUAAAAUUUGCCUUAAUAGUUUUGAUACAGUAUUCGUACCGACUACCACAGAGCGGCAACAGGCAAAACUAUUUUGAGAGCUUUUACGUGUUUUUACUUUUCCCCUCCCAAAACGCAUAUUAAAAAAAAAAAAAAAAAAAAAAAAUUGGUGAAACACUUU